Molecule: messenger RNA, 1966 nt
Organism: Gadus chalcogrammus (walleye pollock)
Lineage: Eukaryota; Metazoa; Chordata; Actinopteri; Gadiformes; Gadidae
Product: sulfotransferase 2B1-like
Exons: 6
Coding region: 397-1260 (287 amino acids)
Biological process (GO): sulfation
Cellular component (GO): cytoplasm
Molecular function (GO): sulfotransferase activity
Source: RefSeq, a predicted model, not a curated record
UAUAAUAAGGUGCCAUAAUAAAUAGCAAACUAGCUAUUUAACCCUAACCCUAACUAACCCUUUGUUAAUAUUUGUUAAUUGUUACUAUGUCUAUUUGGCACAAGUUAAUAUUUUUUUUCCACUGACCACAGUGUCGCUGGUUGGGGUUAUGGAUAGGGUCGUGUGUUAGGGUUGGGUUAGGGUUAUGCAAACAACUAAUGUUUAAUUAAUGAUGAAAAACUAUUAACUUGUGCCAAAUUGAUAUUUUAGUAGUGAUAAACAAAUAUUGACAAUGGGUUAGGUAAUGAAUGAGUGUUACCUUAACUUCAGGACCGUAGACCAAAGUCCGGAUGGUUCAAUAUAGUCUCGCACUGUCUUGCUUGUCGACUACCCGUCUUAUCCAUUCAUGUUGCAGAAAUGACAGAAGAAGAAAUGUAUACCACGUACAAGGGUGUGUAUUUGCCCAAAGUGGUUCACUCCACAGAGAGCCUGAAAUACUACGAGGAGUUCUCUUUUCGUCCAGAUGACAUUCUUAUUGUAACUUAUCCGAAGUCAGGGACAACAUGGAUGCAGGAGAUAGUGCCUCUGAUCAUGAGCCAGGGAGACCCGGAACUGGUGGACACUGUGCCCAACUGGGACCGGGUACCCUGGUUGGAGGAAACCAGAGCAUGUGACCUUAACCUGGACCAGAGACCGUCCCCACGUGUCUUCAUUACUCACUUCAAGUACAACAUGAUGUCAACGGGCUUCUUCAAGGUCAAACCGAGGGUAAUUUAUGUGAUGAGGAACCCGAGGGAUGUAUUCACUUCGUAUUUUCACUUUAGUGGGAUGGCCUCCUACCUUGUUACACCAGGGACACAGACUGAAUUUCUCCACAAAUUCCUUGACGGAAAAGCAAUUUUCGGCUCGUGGUUCGAUCACGUGAAGGGCUGGAUUUCUGCUGCAGAACAGCAGCACAUCAUGUACAUCUCCUAUGAAGAGAUGAUCCUGGACCUGGAGGCCUCUGUGACCCGGAUUUCUCAGUUCUUGGACACACCUCUGGAUUCUGAGAUGAAAAGGAAGAUUGCAGAGCGAUGUGUGUUUAAGAAUAUGAAAAAGAACAAAAUGUCAAACUACUCCCUGGUCCCGAGUGAAUUGAUGGACCCGAAUGUGUCAGAGUUCCUCCGGAAAGGUAUUGCCGGAGACUGGAAGAAUCAUCUAACUGUAGCAGAGGCGGAUUACUUUGAUGAAUUUUACCGAAAGAAAAUGCAGGAUGUAAAAUACACAUUUGUUUGGGAUUAGAAAUAUAUUUAUUGUGUUAUCUAAAAUGGCCAAGGACAAAAGUAGCCAACCCAUUGAACAGUGCUAUCAUUAAUGAUCACAAUCAGAGUCUGAAAUUUGUUUUUGUAUAUUCAUUUGGUCUUGUCAUCUUAGUUAGGCUUCUUCAGAACAGGUGUAACAUAAUAGCUGUCUAAUAACUAUAAGGAAAUUGUUCCGUUUUUUCUCUCUAUGAAGUGUGUAACUUUCCUGGGACUAGCUGAGAAAAUAUUUGACUGACUUACUUGAUGAAUACAAACUGUGAUUUCAUUAAGGUCCAUUCAAAUUCUUGAAAUAAAUUAUAUCUCACAUAUAUGUCUCUUCCAAGUGUUUGGUCGAUGACACAUUCCAUAUCUGUAAAUAAAAGGUUAUAAUCUGAUAAUAAAAACUUGGGUUUCAACUAAUACAUCACAAAGCACAUAAAUGCUUGAUCAGAUGAAACAGCACCACUUUGCACUUUUGCUUAACUUUUGUUAAAAAAUAUUCUUUCAAACUUAACUAAUAUUGUGAACCAGGUCAGAUAUACAAUGAAUGUGAAUUGGUUUACGAAAGCGCAAUGACAAGCACACGCUAGAUAACCCAUCGUGGCAAAUCUUUAAGCUGCAGUUUAGCGCAGUGAAUACUAUAUUAUCAUCAGACAUGGGGAGAUUCUCGUUUAUACUACCUACUAUAAAAUGUUUUGUUUUAUGUA